UAAAGCUCAGACGCAAGGAAAUCUCCGCAAUCGCUGGGGAAAGCUGUAUUUUUAAGAGAAACGGGAGUCCUUUGCCGCUGGUUGAGGGGCUGGCUGGAUCGCUGUCUGCAAGGGCGGCGGGCGCGGAACGGGGGCUCGGACACGUUCCCCCCGCUCAGCCCGGCGGUGCGAGGAGAGGGCCCGGCCCGGCCGCGGCGCCAUGGCGACAGCGCGGCGCCGCGGCCAUGGCGGAGCAGGAGAAGGGCAGGGGUAAGGCCGGGCCCGGGCUCCCCCAUGGCGGAGCAGGAGAAGGGCAGGGAUGGCCUAGUAGCUGAAAUUGAGAAAAAGAUUACAGAAGCUUUUGAGGUGUUUGACCGUGAAUCCAAUAAAACUGUGGAUGGCAGAGAGAUUGGUUGCAUUAUCAGGUCACUGGGUUGCUUCCCAAAUGAGGCAGAAGUACAGGAACUACUUGCAAAGAUUGAAGAACCGGAUGGAUUCGUUCAUCUGGAAAACUUUCUUCGAGUGAUGACAGAAGUUCUACUUGACAGAAGAUUCCAGCCUAUUCCAGAAGAUGUUAUUCUACAUGCAUUUGAGGCUUUGGAUGAGAAUAAAUGUGAAUAUAUUACCAAAGAGGACCUGGUCAAACAUUUGACUGAAGAAGGUGAGCCCUUUACUCAGGAGGAAAUGGAGGACAUGCUCGCCGUUGCUCUAGAUCCAGAAACAAAUACUCUUCAUUACAGAGAAUACCGUACAAAGCUGGUAGUAGAUGAAACUAAGACCUUCCCUUUUAAUGUCUGAGAUGCCUUUUGGUAACAGCACCAUGGCUUGACAGAUAGUUGAAAUAUGUAUUUUAAAGUAUAACAAAGCUCAGCGUGUGACUUGGUACUUAUAAUUAAAAUGAAAUCUGUGAAGUUACA
Messenger RNA from Lonchura striata (white-rumped munia), 896 nucleotides. The record is from RefSeq and is a predicted model, not a curated record. NCBI's taxonomy places the organism in Eukaryota, Metazoa, Chordata, Aves, Passeriformes, Estrildidae.